Messenger RNA from Ophidiomyces ophidiicola, 1452 nucleotides. RefSeq lists its product as uncharacterized. NCBI's taxonomy places the organism in Eukaryota, Fungi, Ascomycota, Eurotiomycetes, Onygenales, Onygenaceae. The coding region runs from base 1 to 1452 and encodes 483 amino acids. The record is from RefSeq and is a predicted model, not a curated record. The transcript has 2 exons. Gene Ontology annotation, molecular function: NADP binding; N,N-dimethylaniline monooxygenase activity; flavin adenine dinucleotide binding.
AUGGAACAAAAAUCUCCCGAUGACGGCUAUGCGGAUUUUGUUAUCGUUGGCGCUGGGAUAUCUGGCAUCAACUUCGCCUAUCGAAUUCAGUCAUCGUGUCCGUCACUUUCGUAUAUGAUCUUGGAAGCCCGUGAUGCGAUAGGGGGCACCUGGGACCUAUUCAAAUACCCUGGCAUCCGGUCGGAUUCUGAUCUAUACACCUUUGGAUUCUCCUGGUAUCCGUGGACCGAGGAUCGUGCGAUUGCAGAUGCUGAGAGCAUCAGGCGGUAUCUGGCAAAGGCUACCAACAGCGCACAGAUUAAUCCCCAUAUUCGUUUCAAACACAAAGUUCUCUCCGCAAGUUGGAGGGACGAGGACGCUCUAUGGAAGUUGAGGGUAGAGAAUGGAGGUGAGGUAAAGCGUAUGCAAUGUCGAUAUCUAAUUUUCGGCACCGGAUACUACGACUAUGAGCAUGCUCUUCCUGCUGAAAUCCCUCAGAUUGACUGUUUCAAAGGGACUGUAGUACACCCGCAGUUCUGGCCAGAGGACCUAGAUUACUCGGGAAAAAAUAUCGUGAUUAUAGGGUCUGGUGCUACAGCUGUUACUCUGCUUCCGAGCCUUUCCCAAACAGCGUCCCAUGUCACCAUGCUGCAGCGCAGUCCCACCUACAUUUUUUCCAUGAUAAAUCGAACCCCGCCACUUUUGAAACGCCUAUUACCUAGUUUUCUACUUUUUUCAUUCUUACGAUCUUUUUCUCUGGCCAUAAUGAUACUGUCAUUUGAACUCUGUCGUUUAUUUCCUCGUCUUUCACGGCACCUCAUUAAAUUAGCGACACAGCAGAAGCUACCGCCUAAUAUCCCGCAUGACCCCCAUUUCAACCCGCGAUAUAGUCCAUGGGAACAGCGUCUCUGUGUUGCUCCUGAUGAUGACUUUUUCGAAAGUCUUCGAUCAGGGAAAGGACAUGUUGCUACCGGAAAUAUUAAGGGGUUUACUGAAAAUAGUAUUGUUUUGGAUACCGGGGAGACUCUUGAUAAUGUUGAUAUUGUUGUUACCGCUACCGGGCUCAAGCUCUUGUUUGGAGGCAAUAUACAGAUCGAAGUGAAUGGUCAAAAGCUCGACCCAUCGCAAAAAUUCGUAUGGCGAGGCUGUAUGAUACAAGAUGUGCCAAACUCCUGCUUCGUGAUGGGCUACACGAGUGCGUCCUGGACGUUGGGCGCAGACUCAACUGCUAUACUGUUUUGCCGACUUGUUCAGAAUAUGCAGAAGACCGGCAGGCUAACGGUUAGGCCGUGCGGAGAUGUGUCAAUGAAAACUGUGCCACUGCUGAAUCUCAAUAGUACCUAUAUUAAAAAGGCAUCAGAAGGGUUGCCAAAAGCUGGUGAUAAAGGCCCAUGGAAACCAAGGCGCAGCUAUUAUAUAGAUUACUGGGUUUCACGCUGGGCAGGAUUGAAGGAUGGGUUGACAUUUUCGUGA